Messenger RNA from Colletotrichum scovillei, 2926 nucleotides. RefSeq names its product RNP domain-containing protein. The transcript has a single exon. Gene Ontology annotation, molecular function: mRNA binding. NCBI's taxonomy places the organism in Eukaryota, Fungi, Ascomycota, Sordariomycetes, Glomerellales, Glomerellaceae. The record is from RefSeq and is a predicted model, not a curated record. Bases 1948 to 2856 code for a protein of 302 amino acids.
AGGGGGUGAGGGACCACAGGGAAUUUGAUUUGUCUGGUCCAUCGUUGUCUUGCCCAUGGCCAUGCCCCAAACGUCCCUCGACUUUGAGUUGAGAGCCGCCCUGCACGUGCAGCAACUGUCUCUCGCUCCGGACUGCAUUGGAGGAAAUUCCGUUUCUUCAGCAUACAAGAGACCCCCAUGCUCCCGGGCCGUUCCAGCAAAGCUUCGAGAACGUCCAAACCCUGGAGAAGGCCUGCAGUGCAGAGAGAUACUGGGACGUCGCGUUGUCGCUAUUCAUCCAUGAGCGCGCGCUCGGCACUCCGCCUUCAAUCGGAGAGAACGCCGUGAAAAACGCAGCCUUACCACCACCACUACCAACCACCAAGACGAUUGCGAUUAUAAUUAGGCAUUGGAUGGGAAAAAGGCAGCGGCCGAUGCGCAUGCGCCUCGCGCUUCCCAUCCCUGGACAGCGGAUAGCGGGCCCUGCUCGAUAUACGCGACAAAUCACGAUGCGCUUCCAAUGGUGUGCAGAGGAAGUCGGCCCCAACCAAACCGAAGCUGGCCGUAAUGAACCCCUCCAAUUCCUCCAGUUGGACUGCUUGGCCGAAGCAGCCUCAAUCUAUUGGGUUCGUUGAGACCCACGCCCUCAGCAGAAGGGACAGAAAAUAUCGCACCUCCAUCUCCCAAGGUACCUCAAGGUGUGGAUGAAGGCAGUAAAGCCGCAGCGCGACCGCCGACGGUGAAUCCGUCCCUCGCUGCUCACAAAUCGAGAAAUAUGGCCCUCACAAAGGGAAAACGAGGGGCAACCUCAGUGGGGGUCACCGCCGCCUUCGGGCCUUGGAUCGGUCGCACGACCCGGAGUCGUCGGUUGAGAACUCCGCUAAUGCUCCGCUUAGAAUCCACGCGCAUUACUGAUUGGCAUGGCUCUGACCGAGGGAAAACGCAGCGUCGUGUCGGAGGGCGACGGAGGCCAUGAUGUCAGUCAGCAAACACCGAUAGCUGCACUACUGAUUAUCCGUUAUGUCCGUCUGAAGAUGUCCGACGGAUAAAAUGCAGCUGAUGCAGGAACAGCAUGGUUAAAUGGGAUGGUGACAAUCCCAGCCGAACGGAACGUGAGUCUGACCAGCACGGCCGGUGCCAAAUAAUCAAAUGGCUCAAGACGGAACUGGGAUUCCUGUUUUCCGGGUUUAGACUUCUCUGGGCGUUUAAUCGGCGGCAUGGGCUGCAUUGUGAACCUCGGGAUUCGAGAAGCAACGAUUUAGGUGCGCGGGAUGCAAUGAGCGGCAGUUGGUGUACAGUGUCCACCCACCUGGAAGGUUGAAGAGCAGUGCCAAGCAAUGGACACUUCCUUGUCCGAGCUUCUUCCACGCACAAGCCACAGACGGCACGUGAUAGAUCAGAACUAGCCACCAGCCACAUUGGCCACACACCACCGCCGAGGCUGAGACGACAUCGUCACAAUUUCCCCGAAUACAUCACCAGCAAACCCAUCUCUGCAUUUGCGACAGCCCCGACAACAGCACGCCCACAGUCGGCUAUAGCAAAGAGCAAAGGAGAUUUGACUUCUUUGAGCAGGAACAUCCCAGGCUCAGAGGUACGUUACCACAAAAAAGCUCAAGCAAAGCCACACGCGCCUUGCUUGCACAAAAAAAACCGUAUCAUACCCGCAGUUCAUUCAUCAUGGCCUACCCGCCCCCUCCAGGUAUCUCGAGCGGCCCCCCUACCGGCAAUCCACCUUCUCAUCCCUCCCUGCCCGCGAGGCCCCCUCCGAGCAAGUCAUCCGGAGGCUUCAAGCCCGCCUUCAAACCCGCCUACGGAGCUGCAGCCUCAUCCGCGCCUACCUCCUACUCGAGCGCACCGACCUAUGCCAGCGCGCCCGCCGCCCAUUAUGGCUCCUCCUACGCAUCGUACUCGCAACAACCGUCGCCCUCGCCCUCGGUAGGCGGCGCCGGUCGCUAUGGAGCAUCAAUGCCCGCAUACGAUUCAUACACACAACCCGGCGCCGGCUCUCGUUACGGCCAGGCCUCGAGCUACAAUGCGCCGCCUUCGACAUAUGGCGCAGCACCGCAGAUUCGCAACCCGUUCCCGAUUCCCGGCACCGGCGCCCCUGCCGCCGGCGCAUCCGCCGCCUCGGCCUCCGACUACGAUCCGGACAUGGCGAUGCAGAUAGCACAGUGGCAGAGCGCAUACAGCUCGAACGGCACGAAGGACGCCAGCGGUAAAGAUCCGGUCGUCCCCAGCGGUCGUGGGGGCUUCCCUGGAACAGGAAGCAACGUCGCGACCCCUCCCAUCAUCGACCCCGCAGCCGCGGCCGCAGCGGCAGCAGCAGCGAACCAACCCCCCGAGCGCAAGAAGACCGUCGUCCGCGAGGGUGGCGGCAAGAAGUGGACCGACGACACCCUCGCCGAAUGGGACCCGAGCCACCUGCGCCUCUUUGUCGGCAAUCUCGCAGGCGAAGUCACAGACGAGUCCCUCCUCAAGGCCUUUUCGCGAUGGCAGUCGGUGCAGAAGGCGCGCGUGAUCCGCGACAAGCGCACCGCCAAGUCCAAGGGGUACGGCUUCGUGUCCUUCAGCGACGCCGACGACUUUUUCCAGGCCGCCAAGGAGAUGAAUGGCAAGUACAUCCAGAGCCACCCCGUUACUGUGCGCAAGGCAAACACGGAGAUCAAGAUCACCAACGUCAAGGGCAAGGACCACCGCAACAACCGCAAUAACAAGAACAAGAAGCACUCUGGCAACGGUGGUGGCGGCAAUGGUGGCGGAGGAAAUAAGAAUGCAGAUGGUACUGGGUAUGAACCCCACCUCGGCCCUGUGCAUAGUCACGGUGUCACCAAGCCUGGACAGAAGACCAAGAACGGUCUCAAGUUGCUUGGAUGAUUUCUUCUUGGUUUCAGAAAUAGUUCAUUCGGCUAGACUGGCGUUCUGGAGUUGGAGGUCACCCAUACCC